CGACACCGCCAACUUCCAAGUCGCCAUGUACAACGCGCAUCGUGGUAUAGCCGGGGCACCGGCUCCGCCAAACAACCGUCUCGUCGAGCUGCUCGAACAGGUCCGCGCCGAGUUCGAGGCUCAGGGUGGACGUGCAAACGAGUAUGAGCAUCAGCGUGAGUCGUCUCCGUUUGUCCCGACAAACACCUGCCCUUGGGGUAGUUAUCUAUCCACACAUGCGCCGUCUGCUGUGCUUUUGCAACUCUUCCUUCGCUCUCCCUCUUCCCAUUGCUGGCGACAUGGCCUUCCCCAACCCCGAUGUUGUGUAUACCGACUACAACGGAAGCUUAUACGAUAUANNGUCGCAAACCAGAUCCAGGAGAUGGAGCUUGUACGCAGCAAAAUCUUCCAGCUUGAGCAGACACACAUGCAGAUGAAGCAANAAUCUCAACGCAGGUACGAAGAAGACAUCUCUCGUUUGCGCCGCGACCUUGAGGCUCGUGGAGGCCCAAGCCAGUCUUCGCACACCGGCCCUUCGCAGCCCCCUCCGCCCUCGAUCGGCCACGGUCCCGCCAAUCUCUUCCAGGGUAUCAUGGCCGGCGCCACUGCUCAGGGUGGCCCGGGUCUUGCCCCUCCGCCUCAAGAUGGCCCACCUCAGGGAGUCCCUGCUCACAUCCAAGGCCCACCUGGGCUGAACCCCUCCGGGUCCUCCUCAACACGCUCCUUUUGCCACCCGCUGGUGUCAACGCCUACCGCUUCUCCCGGCCCUGGCAAGCCCCGCACUAACGCUCGCGGUCCUCCUGGUAUUCCUGGAACCCCUCAGCAGAACAACGCAAACCCCUACCCCGGCUCUCCUGCCAUGGCACGUCCUACCCCUCCUCCCGCUCUUGCCCAACAACAGCAGGCCCUUUCUCUGCCUCAGCACCAGCAAUACACUCAAGAGCUUGGUGGUAGCGGUAAUCAAUUGGUCGACUUGGCGGUUGAAACUCUUCCCAGCAACCUCAAGCGCGAGGGUGAAGACUGGUACGCUGUUUUCAACCCCCGCGUUCGUCGCACCCUGGACGUCGAGCUCGUUCACAACCUGGCCCACCAGAGUGUAGUCUGCUGUGUUCGUUUCAGCCGCGACGGAAGAUUUGUCGCUACUGGAUGCAACCGAUCUGCUCAAAUCUUCGAUGUCGAGAGCGGCCAGCAGGUCAAGCAUCUGCAGGACACCAGCCUUCCCNAGGAUGGCGACCUUUACAUCAGAAGUGUCUGCUUCAGCCCUGACGGUCAAUACUUGGCCACCGGUGCCGAAGACAAGAUUAUUCGCAUCUGGGAAAUUGCUGCUGGUCAGAUCCGUCACCAAUUUGCUGGUCACGAGCAAGACAUCUACUCUCUUGACUAUUCUUCUGAUGGUCGUUACAUUGCAUCUGGAUCUGGUGAUCGUACCGUCCGUGUCUGGGAUAUUCCUAACAACCAGUGUGUUUUGUGCCUGACCAUCGAAGAUGGCGUCACCACCGUCGCCAUCUCACCCGACAACCGUUUCUUGGCCGCUGGCAGUCUGGACAAGAGUGUUAGAGUAUGGGAGCUGGCGAGCGGAAACCUUCUUGAGAGGCUCGAGGAAGCUGGUGGUAACCCUGGUCACAAGGAUAGUGUGUACUCUGUCGCAUUCUCACCCACCAGCAGAGAACUUGUUUCUGGCAGUCUGGAUCGAACCAUCAGAAUGUGGGAGCUCCAAAGCCACUACCCCGGCAACCAAAAUAUGCCCCCAAGAAACCCUCGCGGAGGCAAGUGCAUUCGCACUUUCGAGGGCCACAAGGACUUCGUCCUCAGCGUUGCACUCUCGCCCGAUGGCGAAUGGGUUCUGUCUGGCUCAAAAGACAGAGGUGUUCAGUUCUGGAACCCUCAGACUGGUGAUGCUCAACUCAUGCUCCAAGGACACAAGAACUCCGUUAUCUCAGUCGCACCCAGUCCCGUCCAAGGCGGUCUGUUCGCUACUGGAAGUGGAGACAUGCGUGCGAGAAUUUGGAGAUUCUCCAGAUACGACCCCGCCCGUGGC
Aureobasidium vineae is the source of this 2017-nucleotide messenger RNA. The record is from the annotation of a GenBank genome assembly. Lineage: Eukaryota; Fungi; Ascomycota; Dothideomycetes; Dothideales; Saccotheciaceae.